AUGGACGACGACAGCCGUCGACGUGUGAUGCUGGUCACUGGCGGCACGGGACUCGUGGGUCGAGCGUUGCAGGACAUCGUAGCAACCCAAGGUUCAUCCCGAGACGAGUGGCAUUUUGUGGGCUCAAAAGACGCGGAUCUACGCGACCCACAGCAGACUCGCAAGCUCUUCGAACGUGUGCAACCCACGCACGUGCUGCAUCUGGCGGCGCUCGUAGGUGGUCUGUUUCACAACUUGUCGAGGAAAGUGGACUUCUUUCGAGAGAACAUGGCCAUCAACGACUCGGUGCUGCAAUGCUGCCAGCAAUUUCACGUGGAAAAGCUCGUGUCGUGUCUCUCCACUUGCGUCUUCCCAGUCGAGACUUCGUAUCCGCUGGACGAGACGAUGCUACACAACGGUCGAGCGCACAACUCCAAUGAGGGCUACGCCAUGGCUAAGAGACUUAUCGAUACACUUAACCGCUGCUACGCGGACCAGUUUGGAUGCAACUUCACGUCUGUCAUCCCUACCAACAUCUAUGGACCACACGACAACUUCAACAUUGACAACGGACACGUAGUGCCCGGACUAAUUCACAAAUGCUACUUGGCUAAGCGAGACUUGACACCGUUCGCCAUCUGGGGAAGUGGCAAGCCGCUGAGGCAGUUCAUCUACAGUCUUGACGUGGCAAGGCUCAUGCUAUGGACGUUGGACCACUACAACAGUGUGGAGCCACUGAUUUUAUCUGUGGGCGAAGAGGACGAGGUGUCGAUUGGUAACGUGGCACAAGAGAUCGCUGCUGCGAUGGACUUCAGAGGGGAAAUUAUGUUCGACUCUAGCAAAGCGGACGGUCAGUUCAAGAAGACGGCGAGCAACGCGAAGCUGCGAAGUUUGUUACCAGAUUUCCAGUUCACACCGAUCAGCAAAGGCUUGCAGCAGACAAGUGCAUGGCUCGAGGCAAACUAUGAAAAGGCACGCAAAUAG
This is a messenger RNA of Phytophthora infestans T30-4, 963 nucleotides long. RefSeq names its product GDP-L-fucose synthetase. The coding region runs from base 1 to 963 and encodes 320 amino acids. The record is from RefSeq and is a predicted model, not a curated record. The transcript has a single exon. Gene Ontology annotation, molecular function: GDP-L-fucose synthase activity. Gene Ontology annotation, biological process: nucleotide-sugar biosynthetic process. Lineage: Eukaryota; Oomycota; Peronosporomycetes; Peronosporales; Peronosporaceae.